AUGAUGAAUCUGUUCCAUUACGAGCCGCUUGAUCGAAACAGCAACCAGAUACGUCUACUCCGCUUUUCGGACCAACUCAAUAGUCAGCGUGGCUACGUUCUUGACAGCUUUGACCUCAAUGAAUGCCCUCUAUACGAGGCUUUGUCUUACACAUGGGGACCUCCACUUCCAACAAGUAUCAUCACCUUGAAUAAAGAAUCGUUUGAGAUUCGGCAAAAUCUGGCCGACUUCCUUGUACAUUUUCGGAUUGGCAUCACGCUCCUUGAUGAGAAUGACAGUCCUCUAUACCAUCCCAAGUAUCUGUGGAUCGAUCAGCUUUGCAUCAAUCAGUCAUCCGAGCAAGAGAAAACCCACCAAGUGAAGCGCAUGGCCGAGAUAUAUAAACAAGCACAGCGUGUUGUUGCGUGGUUAGGUCCCUGUGACGAGCAGAGU
Bipolaris maydis ATCC 48331 is the source of this 432-nucleotide messenger RNA. Its product is annotated as heterokaryon incompatibility protein-domain-containing protein. NCBI's taxonomy places the organism in Eukaryota, Fungi, Ascomycota, Dothideomycetes, Pleosporales, Pleosporaceae. The record is from RefSeq and is a predicted model, not a curated record.